Salvia miltiorrhiza (redroot sage) is the source of this 1432-nucleotide messenger RNA. RefSeq names its product bidirectional sugar transporter SWEET17-like. Gene Ontology annotation, cellular component: membrane. The transcript has 6 exons. Gene Ontology annotation, molecular function: sugar transmembrane transporter activity. The coding region runs from base 187 to 906 and encodes 239 amino acids. The record is from RefSeq and is a predicted model, not a curated record. Lineage: Eukaryota; Viridiplantae; Streptophyta; Magnoliopsida; Lamiales; Lamiaceae. Gene Ontology annotation, biological process: carbohydrate transport.
AGUAAACAGUAAAAGAAGCAUAAAAAUUAAGGCAGAAAUAAUAUAUUGUUGUGGUAGUUGAGAAGAAGGGUACAAUACAACAUCCUAUUCCUAUAUAUAUCUACCAAAAGCAGCCGACGGCAUCUUAUAUAUAUAUAUAUAUAUUCAUCGUUUUCUUCCUCUCUUCUUCACGUCUCACGCCAAACAAUGGACGCACUUAUUUUCUUUAUCGGCGUCAUAGGGAAUGUAAUCUCAGUUCUCAUGUUUCUUUCUCCGGCGAAGACUUUUGUGAGAAUAGUGAAGAAGAAGUCGACGGAGGAAUUCGAGAGCCUUCCCUACAUUUGCACGCUCCUCAAUUCUGCUCUCUGGACUUACUAUGGAAUCAUCAAGCCCGGCAGCUACCUCGUCGCCACCGUCAACGGCUUCGGAGCCGUCGUCGAGAUCAUAUACGUCGCCUUGUUCCUUCUCUUCGCUCCUCCUAACAAACGGGUUAGGACAGCAAUACUAGUGGGGAUAUUGGAUGUUGGGUUUUUAGCAGCAGCUUUGGUAGCCACUUAUUUCCUUUUGGAUGGAGAGCUAAGGAUUGAUGCCAUUGGAUUGAUAAGCUCAGGCCUCAAUAUCAUCAUGUAUGCUUCACCUCUUUCAGCCGUGAAAACAGUGGUAACGACAAAGAGUGCGGAGUAUAUGCCGUUUCUUCUCUCAUUUUUCCUUUUCUUGAAUGGUGGGGUUUGGACUUUCUACGCAGUUCUUGUGCGAGACUGGUUUCUUGGAGUUCCAAAUUCAAUAGGAUUUGUGUUAGGAGCUCUGCAGCUGGUGCUUUAUGCCAUUUACAGAAACCCUAAAAAUUCAGAUAAAUUUCCACCCGAUUUUGAUACUAAUCAAAUUUCACACAAAGAAUCCCUCCUUCCACGUUCUUCAAACUGUUGAGUUCCACUUUAUAUUUCUAAGAAAAUCAGACAUUAUUAUUAUUUUUUUUAUUAAAAAAUAGUUAUGUGAGAGAUGAAAGAGAGUAGAAGAAUAGAAUUCAUGUGAGUGCCCUUUUAAAAUUCCAUAUUUUUGUAUAUUUUGCUGUCUAUACAUAUUUUUGUAUUGAUUGUAAGAUCGAAUGUGUGUCGUGGGUUUGUCAAAAGUAUAUAUACAAACAAAUAUAUAUGCUCUUGUUUAAUAGAAGAAAAUUUAUUUUAUGGUGCACAACAAAAAAUCUUUGACUAGUAUACCGAGUAUAACGUGUGAACUUAUGAAACGAUCAUCCACAAAAAUUAUAGUAAAACCUCUAGAAAUUAAUAGAUUAAUAAUUUUAUUAAUUUAGAGAGAUAUUAAUAUAUUGAUAAAUUAAUAGUAAUUUAUUAAUUUAUAGAGUGUUUUCUUAUUUUCAGAAAUUAUUAUUUAGAUCAAGUGUGUAAAAACACAUAGUAGAUAAUGUCUUAUUGUAUUUAAAUUAAAUAGAUUCAGC